ACUAUGUACGCCCACGCACAACUCACUUUCCAGCCACGCCCGACAUGGCAGCGUUGAUAAGAGGAGUAAGAAACUUGUUGCCAAGGGGUCUAGUAGUGGCAAGAUGCGCUUCUUCAUCAGCAGAAUUCAGUAUUCCGGAAUACAAACUCCAUAAGCUCGAUUCGGGUCCUUCUACGACGACUACAAUAACAAGAGAUGAGCUUAAGAAGCUGUUUUAUGAUAUGACCGUGAUAAGAGAAAUGGAGAUGGAAGCCAAGAACCUUUAUCAGCAGAAAAUCAUAAAAGGAUUCUGUCACCUCUACAUUGGACAAGAAGCUUGUGCUGUCGGUAUGGAGGCAUCCAUCACCAAAGAUGAUCCUGUUAUCACUGCCUAUCGUGCCCACAGCUGGGCAUACACCAGAGGAAUAGAGCCCUUUGGAAUACUGGCAGAGUUAACUGGUAAGAAGUCAGGCUGUGCCAAAGGAAAAGGUGGUUCGAUGCACAUGUAUGCUCCAAAUUUUUAUGGCGGGAACGGUAUUGUGGGAGCUCAGGUGCCAUUGGGGGCUGGGAUUGCAUUCGAAUUGAAA
Messenger RNA from Amphimedon queenslandica, 566 nucleotides. RefSeq names its product pyruvate dehydrogenase E1 component subunit alpha, somatic form, mitochondrial-like. The record is from RefSeq and is a predicted model, not a curated record. Gene Ontology annotation, biological process: pyruvate decarboxylation to acetyl-CoA. NCBI's taxonomy places the organism in Eukaryota, Metazoa, Porifera, Demospongiae, Haplosclerida, Niphatidae. Gene Ontology annotation, molecular function: pyruvate dehydrogenase (acetyl-transferring) activity. The transcript has 6 exons. The annotation marks the transcript as partial.